CGACCACCCACCUAGAGCCGAAGGAUCUGUCCUUGGUUUCUGCCUUUUAACAGGCAGUUUUUCCUUGCCCUUGUCACCAAGUGCUUGCUCAUGGUGGUACUGUUGGGUCUCUGUAAAUAAUGUUUUAAAGAGUUCGGUCGGGACCUACUCUAUUUGAAAAGUGUCCUGAGAUAACUUCUGUUACGAAUGGCGCUAUACAAAUAAAAUUGAAAUGAAUUGAAUUCACUAAAACAGCUUUAGAGGACAGAGACCUGAUAUUUAACAGUCAACCUUUCAUUGUUUUAUUUUGUGCUUCUGAGGAGUUGGUUUUAAUUUUUAUUAGGUUUUUAUGUUGAACUCCUUGUUUUUAUUUCUUUAAAUAAUUUAGGUGGUCGGGGGACAGAAACAGUCUCUAUGGGGUUUUGGGUGGGUGACUGCUCUAAUGGAAGAGCAGAGAAGUGUGUAAGACAGCAGCUCUGCUUCCUGGUCCCAACUCUGGACUGUCAGGUUUUAGAAAUAAACUUUGCCAUAUUCCUAGAUAAGAGAGCCGCUCCAUCCAAAGAUGGAUGGAUGCCGUCUCUCCUAAUCAGACCAGGUUUUCCCCAAAAAGGCCGCCAGUUAUCUAUGAAACCCACAUUGUUUGCUGGACACCACCUUGACAGCCAGCGUUGGAAUGACGACAUGUGGCUAUACAUGUCAUCACUGGUCACAUUGGGCAGGGGUCCAGAGAAAACUACGGAGUCGACAUUGUUUUUGAAUAAUUACAUACCGACUCCACAUUAAUUUUAGUGACCUCCGAGUGGCGUAAUCGGGUGUCAUUACCGCCGACGUGAAUAACUGACGUGAAUCUUACUAUAUUUAUGUUUAUCUUUAGCCAGCAGUUUUAAAUAUUUCCCCAGUAAUACAACUUUAUCUACAGUCCAGUCAGAGAAACGGAGGGUAACCUAUUUUAAAACUUACCCACAUGCAUAAGAGAUAUUAAACAUUGCCUAAAUGUCGCUCCAUCGGUCAAUUAACAGACACAAAGAAGGACCAAUAGUUAGCGUGCAGCCUCACCCUAAUCAUUUGAUUGGAUGAUUAACUUCCGGUUGAAAACCAAUGCCGCGUUCAUGUCAUAUCAGAAUUAUCGUACGUAAUUUUGCGUUCCAAACUUGCAAAUAUCGUAACGUCAGCAUCCAUGUCGCAAUUACGUCUGAAAAUGGAAAUGCCUCACAUCAGUCCAAUGUAGGGAGUUAUAAUGUCAAACCAUAUUUUUUUCUAAUCCUCACACAACCAUCUUUUUCUUUCCGCGACUAAACCGGUAUACGUGCUUAGCUGCAUCAGAUCCAUCACACUAUACACCAAUUGCUCUUACAUCUCAGUUAGGGAAAACUAUGGAAAAGAUGGUAAUAGAGAGGUUGAUGUAUUUCAUAGAAAGUAGAGAAUAAGUUUCUUCAUAUCAGAAUGGGUUUCGUAAAGGAAGAAAUACAAUGGACUCAGUAUUGUGCGUAGAAUCAGAAAUAAGAAAAGCACAGACAAAUAAAGAGAUAGUGGUUGCUGUGUUUUUUGAUAUAGAAAAAGCGUAUGAAAUGUUGUGGAAAGAAGGCCUGCUAAUCAAACUGGAUAAGUUGGGAGUGGGAGGGAAGAUGUAUAACUGGGUAUUAAGCUUCCUGUUUGGGAGGAGGUCAGAGUAGGAAAAGAGUACUCACCAGUAGAUAUGGUUGAAAAUGGAACGCCACAGGGGAGUGUAUGCAGUCCAAUAUUCUUUAACUGUAUGAUUAAUGACAUCUUUGAGGAGGUGGGGGGAGGAAUAAGUAAAUCAUUAUUUGCUGAUGUUGGGGCAUUAUGGGUAUGGGGGAGAAAUCUGAAAUAUCUACAGAAGAAGAUGCAGGCAGUGGUUGAUACAGUGGAGAAGUGGGCAAAUAGGUGGGUAUUUAAGUUAUCAGUUGCAAAAACACAAGUGAUAUGUUUUGCAAAACGCCACAAAGAAAUAUCAAUGAAGUUAUAUGGUGAAACACUGGAGCAAGUUAAAGUAAUUCGUUUUUUGGGAGUGCUGUUUGAUGAAAAGCUUACCUGGAGGCAGCACAUUGAGAAGACAAAAGAUAAGUGUAAAAAUGUUAAUAACAUCUUGAGAUGCUUAUCAGGUCGUGAUUGAGGUGCAACCAGGAAGUCUCUAUUAAAUAUAUAUAAAACCAUGAUGAGAGCCAGAUUAGAUUAUGGGAGUAUUGCAUAUAUGUCAGCAGCUGAAAGUCACCUUAAGAAGCUGGAUGUGGAGCAGGCUAAAGGACUCAGGAUAUGUAGUGGGGCGUUUAAGACCUCCCCAGUUGCAGCUCUGCAAGUUGAGAUGGGGGAAGAACCGUUGAGAAUAAGAAGGACCAAGCUCAUGUUGGCAUACUGGGUACAUCUGCAGGGCCAUAAAAAAUCUCAUCCAGCAAAGGCCAUAUUAGAGAAUUGCUCAGAGCAUGAAAAAUCUAACUUCUGGAGAUUAGGCUGGGUUGGAAAUGUAAAGGCUGAAAGCAUUGGUUUAUGUGACGUGCAGUAUACAUCAAAUGUUCCUCUACCAGGAUUCCUCCUUGGUUGUUCCAGAUGCCAUCAGUAGAUUUUAAUAUUCAGCAGAAGCUAAAAAAGAAGACAAAACAGGGAGAUACUGGAAUCAUAGUACAAAAGUAUAUUGAGCAAAAUUAUUCAAAUAGGGUAGUAAUAUUUACAGAUGGAUCAAAAGAGCCAGAAAAUGGGCACACCGGAGCUGCAAUUUACAUUCCAGAAUUCAAAGUAGCAAUUAAGAGGAAAACAACAGAUCAUGCAUCAGUAUACACAGUAGAACUCCUGGCUAUCACAAUUGCACUGAAAUGGUUAGGAGGAGACAACAGGGACAAUGCACUCAUUACGUCAGAUAGCUGGGCAGCACUUAGCAGUAUCAAAACCAUGAAGUCAUGCAAGCGAGAUCUAAUCAUGGAGAUACAUCAAAUGUUAUACGGCCUUUAUAACACAGGGAGGACAGUCUCUUUUAUAUGGGUUCCUGCUCACGAGGGGGUUGGGGGCAAUGAGGAUGCAGACAUACUCGCUAAACAAACACUCAGGUUACAAACAGUGAAUAAUAUACUAUUAGGGAAAGCAGAAGGAAAGACCAUCAUUAAAACACAAAUGCAAAAAGUUUGGCAGGAAUAUUGGGACAUAGAUGAGACAGGAAGACACUUUUACAAUAUACAAAAACAGGUGGGGAAAGGAGGAGUGGUGGGCAGAAGCAGGAAGGAGGAGGAGGUCAUUACCCGUCUCAGGUUAGGGCACACAGAGCUUAAUAGCACAUUAUACAGAAUUGGAAAACAUCCUACUGGUAAAUGUAGAUUGUGUGACCAUCCUGAGUCUGUGCAGCAUGUUCUCAUGGAAUGCAAGGGAUGUGAGAAAGAGGAAAGAACUUAAAGCAGCAAUGCAAAAGGAAAAAGUGAGCUUCACGGUAGGGAACAUGUUUGCAAGGCUUAGAAAGCAUUAGGAGAUAUGUGAAAAAGUACUUUUACUUGAGGAAAACAGGGUUAAUGGAUAAGAUUUAAUAUAAAUAUAUAUUUUAUUUAUUUAUUUAUUUAUUUUUAUUUUCCCUUCUUUAUCUGUCAUCUAAUGUACCACACUCCAGUCCGGUAGGUGGCGGCAAUGCACCUAUAAGUUGGAUGCCAGCCGCCAAUCAAAUCAAAAGGAAGAAGAAGAAGGUAUACGUGCUCAUGACGAAUACCCUCGCAGGGCGGAAGUAGGAAGCUUUCUCAUCUCCACCAUCCGUCCCAUAUCGCUGGAACGCGGCGUAAACAACAGACUCCGUCCAGUUCCAGGCGGAGGAGGAGGAAGAAUCAGGGUUCUCAUACCUAUACGUUAGUUGAUAUUAGUUACCUUUCUGUAACUAAUGUAAAGCUUGGAAUCCUUUGAUACGAAAAUGCGGAUGUAGCUUGCUGCUCUUAUGGCUUUUUCGCCUGCAUGCUCUGAGACAGUGUCGAGAUGUUUUCAACCAACAUGGAAACAAAAAGAGUGGAGAUCCCCUCCAGUGUACUGGACGACCUCUGCAGUCGGUUCAUACUGCACAUCCCGAGUGAGGAGAGGGACAACGCUAUCCGGGUGUGCUUCCAGAUUGAGCUGGCCCACUGGUUCUACCUGGACUUCUGCAUGCAGAACAUUCCAGGAGCUCCUCACUGUGGAAUAAGAGACUUUGCCAAAGCAGUCUUCCAUCACUGUCCGUUUCUAUUGCCUCACGGAGAGGAUGUGCAGAAAGUCCUUGAACAGUGGAAGGAAUAUAAAAUGGGUGUACCUACUUAUGGAGCAAUCAUUCUAGAUGAAUCACUUGAAAAGGUGCUGCUUGUUCAGGGAUACCUUGCCAAGUCAGGCUGGGGCUUUCCAAAGGGGAAAGUUAAUGAGGAUGAAGCUCCUCAUGACUGUGCAGUUCGUGAAGUGUUGGAGGAAACAGGCUUUGACAUUAAAAAUCGCAUCUGCAAAGACAUGUACAUAGAGCAGAAAAUCACUGAUCAGCUAGUGCGUCUGUACAUCAUACCAGGAGUGUCAAAGGAUACCAAGUUCAACCCCAAAACAAGGAAGGAGAUCAGGAACAUUGAAUGGUUUCCUAUUGAGAAGCUCCCAUGUCACAGGAACGACAUGACCCCAAAGUCUAAACUUGGACUUGCCCCCAACAGGUUUUUCAUGGCCAUUCCAUUCAUAAGACCGUUGCGAGAAUGGAUCAGCAGGCUGAAAGGCGAGUCAACAGACAGCGAUGAGGACUUUUCAAACAACGGCAACGCUCCAUGCAAACCCUCAGACAAUGCUCGGUCAAAAUCCCGUCGCCUUCCAGGUCCUGAUGCAUUUACAGGAGACAGCUGGGCAAAACACAAGCAGCAGAAGGCUCUGGGCCAGCUGAGCCAGUGUGAGCUGAAUCAGAACCCAACUUUGAAAGGCAAUGGGAAGAAGUGUCAGGACUCACCUUAUACAAAGAAAGGGGCCAAUGACAGUGGAGCCAGUAACCAGCAGGUGAAAACCAUAUUAAAAGAAGAUAAAAGAAUUCAACCCAGAAGACUACAAGACAGUUUUGAGAGAGAUAUGGCUCCAUGCAGCUCCAACGAAUACCACAGCAAAGUCUGUGAGCACCUGCUGUCCUCCAAGGCUUUCCUCAAUUUUAAAUUUGACAGAGAGGCCAUCAUGAAAUGUUUUGACUACUGACGAAGUGCUGUGUUUCUCCUGUAACAACAUCAAACUAUGGCCUCUGACACUUUUUACCUUAUAGUCCAGUCAAGGAUGUUACCAAUUAAUUUUUGAAUACCUAAAUUCAUGAUUCAAUCUGCAGGCGAAAACCCAUAGACAAGAGAAACUGCUCAGGUUAACAAUUAGUCUUUUAAAGGCAAAAGAUCAAGAGUUUUGAGAACAUUAUCAGUUCAAAGCACAUGUGAGGUGUCUGUGAAAAGCACAUACUUUCAGCUGUGUUAUUUUAGUGAAUUUGGGCCAUAAUCCAGUGUUACAUUUAUCAUGUUAAAUAUUGAUUUUAAAAUUUAAUAAUUUAGGCAAUGAUCAUUUCCUUCAUUCUUCAGAAAGGUGGGUAUUAACAGUGUUAUUGGCUUUAUGUAUUAACAGUGUUACUGGCUGUAUUACCAAAAUUGUAUCCAUAAAAGUAGAAUGUAAUGGAAAAUUAAUCUGUGGUAUGGAAGUCUAUUCAUUUCCACCAUAUAUGUGAAAAUUUGAUUUUAACAUUUUAAAUUUGCCAUACAUCAUGCACACACAAAUGGGAAAAUUAUAUUUCAGUUUGAUUAAAUAUUUUAAUCCUAAUAUAUUUUCAGCCACAGGACUUUCAUACAUUGUUGUGGUGUUUCCACUUGUGUAUGGUUUCAGCAGUCUUGUAAUCAAAAGCUGUUCUGUCCUGCAGACUAAAGGGUUUACAGAUUUAAAUUCCUGUUAAGAUUUCCACAAUCAUAUUCUUCAUUAUCUAUACUACUAUAAACUUGCAGACUCUUGGGCUAUGGACCAUGAUGGAGUACCACUGUGUUAAAGUACUGUGAACAUAAGUUAUUCUCAAAAACAUUACAAAUGACUCUUACAAAGGGCCACAUUAAGGGGUUUCCAGCAACUAGAGUUGAAAACAAGCUAAUUUCAUAGAAUCAGUUACUGUUUUAGAAGUCUUUAAAGUUCAACCCACAGUCUAAAAAUUUAUAUUUUCUCCAUAAUAUCGUAUACAUGUAUUUUUUUGGAAUGUUUGUCACUGGGGGUUCUUGUACAGUGAUCUGUAGUUGUCAUUUGGCUUUAGUGGUGUUUUGAAAUAAAAUGUGAAUAUUAAUAAAGUUGUUUUUUCACUCUC
Dicentrarchus labrax (European seabass) is the source of this 6271-nucleotide messenger RNA. It is a transcript of the gene dcp2, whose product is annotated as decapping mRNA 2. Gene Ontology annotation, molecular function: 5'-(N(7)-methylguanosine 5'-triphospho)-[mRNA] hydrolase activity; manganese ion binding; RNA binding. Gene Ontology annotation, cellular component: cytoplasm; P-body. Gene Ontology annotation, biological process: deadenylation-dependent decapping of nuclear-transcribed mRNA; nuclear-transcribed mRNA catabolic process, nonsense-mediated decay. The coding region runs from base 3940 to 5145 and encodes 401 amino acids. Lineage: Eukaryota; Metazoa; Chordata; Actinopteri; Moronidae. The record is from RefSeq and is a predicted model, not a curated record. The transcript has 11 exons.